AUGCCUUCGACUUUCCAUACUCUAGAACGGCAUAAUUUAUUCCGACAUCCGAGUGAUCAGAAAUAUGACUAUCCAGCAUUACAAGAAAUUGUUGCGCCACAUAUUGAAUCAUUUAAUGCUUUAUUCUAUCCAGCGAAGAAUGGAUUGUUGAACCUGGCUGUAGCUAAUUUAGAAGCUAAGGUCGUAUCUGAUGUUCCUGAUGACAUGAAAAACAUCGGGAAUAAAUUGAAGAAUAAUGUUCAAGUGGAACGCCCGCUAGCCCCCGGAGCUAAUAAACAAUCUACAACACGAAAAAUUUAUCCUACGGAGUGUCGAGAGAGAUUAUCGACAUAUCGAGGGAAGAUACAUGUGAAUUUACACUGGCAAGUUAAUGAUGGUCCGAUAAAUGUAGAGCGAAGGGAGAUGGGCUAUUUACCAAUAAUGGUUAAGUCAAACAGAUGCAAUAUCCGUCAUAUGUAUCCAAAGGAGUUGGUUCGUCAUCACGAAGAAUCGGACGAAAUGGGUGGUUAUUUUAUAAUAAACGGCAUAGAAAAGAUCAUUCGUUUGCUUCUAGUCCAAAGAAGAAACUAUCCCAUGGCAUUGAUAAGAAAUUCUUUCCUGAAACGAGGGCCUAUGUUUACACCAUAUGGAGUUAAUAUUAGAUGCGCACGAGAAGAUGGAACUACGCGGUCUUUUGGUAUUAAUUAUCUAAAAGAUGGUGAUUGCGUAUUCCGUUUUUCGUGGAAGAGGCAGGAAUAUACGAUACCUCUGGUUUUGGUGCUAAAGUCAUUAUUAGACACAAGUGAUAAGGAAAUUUUUGAUGCUGUGGUUCAAGGGGAUUUCACAAAUACUUUUGUGACAGAUAGGGUGGAACUUAUGUUGAGAAGUUUCAACGUCCACGGUAUCUAUACCAAGCACGAAUGUACCAGCUUUCUAGGAGAACGAUUUCGAGUCAGUAUUCGAUUGCCACCGUUUUUUACGAGCGAAGAUGUUGGGAAUUAUCUCAUCGACGAAGUCGUGCUUGUACAUCUCAAAGAUCGGCGUGAUAAAUUUAAUAUGUUAAUUUUUAUGGUCAGGAAGUUAUAUGCGCUGGUAGCUGGAGAAUGCUGUGCAGAUGAUCCUGAUUCACCGCAGAACCAGGAGGUUCUACUUGGUGGCCAUUUGUAUGGGAUGAUUAUCAAAGAGAAGCUAGAUGAUUUUCUGAACAUAGUUGUUAGUUUGAUUAGUCAACAUGUGUCGCGAAAGAAGCCUGUAGACUUCUUUGACAAGAAGUUUUUAUCGCAAAUAGUUAAUUCGACAAAGUUUGAUCUCGGUCAAAAAUUGAAUUAUUUCCUGGCUACAGGAAAUCUGUUAUCAAGCAUGACGAUGGAUUUAUCUCAGUCUUCAGGUUAUACAGUAGUCGCAGAACGGUUAAAUUUCUAUCGCUAUAUCUCCCAUUUCCAAUCGAUUCAUCGUGGUUCGUUUUUUGCCGAAUUGAAGACUACGACUGUACGAAAAUUACGACCGGAAGCUUGGGGCUUUAUCUGCCCGGUUCACACUCCUGAUGGUUCGCCUUGUGGUCUACUGAAUCACUUAACAUCAAGUUGCAAAAUAAUUACUGCCAAAUUGCCGGCGGAUAACCUUAUACAAAAGUUAAAUUUAUUGGGAAUAACCAAGAAAGCUGCUGACGCUGGUCGAGCAAAAGCAAGAGGACCCGUGCUUUCAGUGCAACUUGAUGGCAGAAUAGUAGGAUGGUGUAGACAAUCGAUAGCUGAAAGCAUUGUUGAAAGGUUAAGACAUUGGAAGACAAUGAAAGAACAUGAGAUUCCCCUAGAGCUAGAGCUUGGUUAUAUACCACCAUCAUCCGCAGGCCAAUAUCCUGGGCUUUACUUAUUUUCAACUCCAGCUAGGAUGAUGAGACCAGUUAAAUUCUUGCCUAAUGGCAAGAUAGACAUGAUUGGUUCAUUCGAACAGGUGUACAUGAAUAUAGCAUGUCAGAACGAUACAAUAAUCCCGGGAUUGACUACACACCAGGAAAUAUCGCCACACAAUAUGCUGAGUGUACUCGCCAAUCUGACCCCCUUCUCAGACCAUAACCAAAGUCCAAGGAAUAUGUAUCAGUGCCAAAUGGCAAAGCAAACAAUGGGAACGCCCUCUUCCGCCUAUGUACACAGAACGGAUAAUAAGUUGUACAGAUUGCAAACAGGUCAAGCACCCAUAGUUAGACCAAAGCUUCAUGACGAUCUAGGUCUUGAUGCAUGGUUAAAUGGAACCAACGCAAUAGUUGCUGUGCUCUCAUAUACAGGCUACGACAUGGAGGAUGCAAUGAUAAUAAACCAACAAGCACAUCAAAGGGGUUUCGCUUACGGGAAUAUCUAUAAGAGUGUGGUAGUCGACUUGUACGAACAGAGGAAACAUGGAGAACCCUUAAGUAAACGUUUCAUGCUAGGUUCCGAUGUAACUGACGCUGUGCGCAAAUUUCUCGAUAAAGACGGCCUCCCUUUUAUCGGAACCCGUCUCGAGGAGGGAAGCCCUCUUUAUGCAUAUUACAAUGAAACGACCGGAUCUACAACGAUAAAAAAAUAUAAAGAUACGGAAUUAGCUUACGUUGAUGAGGUACGCCUGAUAGGUGAUGAUAAGGGAGAGUACGACCCACAAAAAAUACAUAUAAAACUACGAGUACCGCGGCCUCCAGUUAUAGGCGAUAAGUUUUCUUCCCGACAUGGGCAAAAAGGUGUAUUAUCCCAAUUGUGGCCACAAUGGGAUAUGCCAUUCACAGAAAGUGGGAUGCAACCAGACAUUAUCAUCAAUCCGCACGCGUUCCCUUCUCGUAUGACAAUUGGGAUGUUCAUAGAAAGUUUAGCUGGUAAAGCAGGAGCGCUACAUGGAAUGGCUCAAGAUUGUGCACCAUUCAAAUUUGCCGAAAACACAUCGGCCAUGAACGAUUCUGACGAAAAUCCUCCAGCAAUGGAUUAUUUCGGCGAACAACUCCGUUGUGCUGGGUUUAAUUAUCAUGGAAAUGAGCCAAUGUAUAGUGGAAUUACAGGAGAAGAAUUUCGGGCCGACAUAUAUAUUGGGGUUGUGUAUUAUCAGCGGCUGAGACAUAUGGUAUCUGAUAAAUGGCAGGUACGAUCUACUGGACCGGUGCAUCAAUUGACGAUGCAGCCGGUGAAAGGAAGAAAGCGAGCGGGAGGGAUCAGAUUUGGAGAGAUGGAAAGAGAUGCUUUGCUUGCACAUGGAGUGAGUUAUUGCCUUCAGGACCGGUUAUUGAAUUGCUCAGAUUAUGCAAAGUGCUUAAUAUGCAAGAAAUGCGGGUCCAUCUUUUCUGUGUUAGUUAGACGAGGAAUGGUGACUCAAACGGAGAGGAAGAUAGAUUGCAAAAUUUGCAAAUCUUCACAGCAUUUGAGUCUUAUUAAAAUACCUUAUGCAUUCAAAUACUUGGCCACUGAACUUAUGAGCAUGGGUGUUAAGAUCAAGAUAGAAACAUCACCAUAG
This is a messenger RNA of Paraglomus brasilianum, 3453 nucleotides long. NCBI's taxonomy places the organism in Eukaryota, Fungi, Glomeromycota, Glomeromycetes, Paraglomerales, Paraglomeraceae. The record is from the annotation of a GenBank genome assembly.